This is a messenger RNA of Empidonax traillii (willow flycatcher), 1270 nucleotides long. It is a transcript of the gene RAB27A, whose product is annotated as RAB27A, member RAS oncogene family. The transcript is spliced from 7 exons. The record is from RefSeq and is a predicted model, not a curated record. Gene Ontology annotation, molecular function: GTPase activity; GTP binding. Gene Ontology annotation, cellular component: melanosome; secretory granule. Gene Ontology annotation, biological process: melanosome transport; positive regulation of exocytosis. Lineage: Eukaryota; Metazoa; Chordata; Aves; Passeriformes; Tyrannidae. Bases 303 to 968 code for a protein of 221 amino acids.
CGGUGCUGCCCGCCUCGCCCGGCCCCUGCCCGCCCCUACCUCAGGCCUCACGGGAAGUGAUGUUGCCUUGACGGAAAAGACACGGUUGCGGCCCGAAAAGGGGCAGGUGCGGCGGAGGCGGCGCUGCGGGAGCCCCGGCGGCCGGGGGAGGCUGCUUGCUGGGAAGGUUCAGAAGGUCUCCUCGGCCUGAUUUGCAAUGCUUGGGCUAAACUAAGGCUUUGAUGAUCUUGGAUCUAAAGAAAGCUAAGUCCAUCAGAAAAGCAUAUUGUUUUUUCUAGCUCUGUGCCUCCUGAAUUCUCACUAUGUCUGAUGGGGACUAUGAUUACCUCAUAAAAUUUCUAGCACUUGGUGAUUCUGGAGUAGGAAAGACCAGCCUUCUUUACCAAUAUACAGAUGGCAAGUUUAACUCCAAAUUUAUCACAACGGUGGGCAUUGACUUCCGGGAAAAGAGAGUGGUGUAUAGACCCAAUGGGCCGGAUGGUGUUGGGGGCAGAGGACAGAGAAUACAUCUCCAGCUCUGGGACACUGCAGGGCAGGAAAGGUUUCGUAGCUUGACAACGGCUUUCUUCAGAGAUGCCAUGGGCUUUCUGCUGCUCUUUGAUCUGACAAAUGAGCAAAGCUUUCUGAAUGUCAGGAACUGGAUAAGUCAGCUACAAAUGCACGCGUAUUGUGAAAACCCUGACAUUGUGUUAUGUGGAAACAAGAGUGAUCUGGAAGACCAAAGGAUGGUGAAAGAAGAAGAGGCUAAAGAACUUGCAGAAAAAUAUGGAAUACCAUACUUUGAAACCAGUGCAGCUAAUGGGAAUAAUGUCAGCAAAGCCAUUGAAACUCUGCUUGACCUCAUUAUGAAGCGCAUGGAGCGGUGUGUGGAUAAAUCCUGGAUCCCUGAAGGGGUGGUGCGUUCCAAUGGGCACAGCUCUACAGAACAACUCAAUGAGGAGCAAGAAAAAAGCAAAUGUGGCUGUUAGCCCAGUUACAAUUAAUUUUAAUAUGUAUUAUAUAGUACAGUUGCAGCUUAACUGUUAACUUAUGGACAAAUCACAUGGUGUAGUUAUUUAAUGAACUGUAUUAAUUCUUGAUAUUAAUUUUUGUUUUCUGCCUCUCAAACAACCUUGACCUUUGCUUGCAAGGUAUGCAGUUUAUUAGUGAUGGGACAGAGGAUUAAUUUGGUGUAGCACUGGAUAUUCCUCUAAUUCUCUGCUUUGGAGAAAAGGGAAGGAAAGGAGUUUUUAUUACCAAAUUCGGAAACAUCUCUAGGGGCAACAAGAAA